GUACACUGCACUCGUAGGCUAAUUCGGACACCCAAUCAACUAUCGCCAUCCAUUUCUCUGCUACUCUAUCUGCGAUCUUGCCACGAUAUCAUCACCAGCCGGGAUAUUCCCUAUAUUCCAAUUUGCUCUCUUCAUUGCGAUAUCGUCCCUUCGACCUCUGCGAAGAUCAUCCAGUCCACCACCUAUUCAUUGAGAGUACUGCGUAGGGACUACCGUACCUUAUCAGGUAUCUUCAACCCGGAGAGAUUUCGAAGACUUCUGAUUGGCCAAUGGCGGCCCCCAAAACUUAGUCAGCAUCCUUCCGAGGACUCUCCCAUGCAACUUGCAUUCAACACGAUCACUACUCAAGAUCAACGCGCAUCUCCAUUUCGGGAUCGUCGCACGCCUAAGAAUUCCUCCCAGGAACAAAUGGAUAGUUGGAUAAGUAGACCUUUUCAUUGAUCGUGUCUAUGCCAGCGUAAAGUUGCGUGGAGCAGGAAGGCAAAUAUUGCUCUUGCUCGAUGGCGUACAAACGCCCUCGUGCAGUCUCCCCUGCCGGGUCGCAAAAGCGAACCCGCGGCAUCGAUGUAGCAUCCAAGACCAUCAAACUAGGAACUGAACUACCUUCUCUGGAUGAUGGAGACGACGGAGCAUUCGUCCCCGUCUGGAAGCAAACCGUGACCGAUGAACGGGGCCGCAGGAGACUGCACGGUGCCUUCACAGGAGGCUUCAGUGCAGGCUAUUUCAAUACCGUCGGCUCCAAGGAAGGAUGGACUCCAAAGGCCUUUGUGUCGUCGCGAUCAAAUCGCAACAAGGAUCAGCCCAAACCUGCCGGACAACGCCCGGAAGACUUCAUGGAUGAAGAGGAUUUGGCCCAGGCUGCAGAAUCCCGUCAACUUUCAACUACACAAGGGUUCUCCAGCAUAGGUGACUCUGGUAAGCAAUCUGGUCCUCAGGACCAGUUCUCCGCGCUGUUCAACGUCGGCGAGGAGACUAUAGGAGUGAAGAUAAUUCAAAAGAUGGGAUGGCGGCAACGACAAGGCAUAGGGCGUAAGAUCAGACGAGAAGCACGUCUGGGUGAUGGUCAUGAUCCAAAGGACAGCUCCGAACGCCACCUGUUCGCGCCAGCAGAUGUCAAGACCGUGACCAUAACAUCUGAGAAUUCUCGCAAAGGACUUGGAUUUGAGUCUGAAGCACGCCUUUCGACGAAGACCGCUGAGGAUGAGGAUGAGGAUGAGAGACCGGGUCUGGCUCUACCUUUCUUGGACAGCACCAAAAGGGCCCUUGGACCGAAGAAGCCUUCCGUGAAGAAGAGCUCAUUCGGUGUGGGUGUACUGAAUGACACAGGCUCUGACGAUGAGGACCCAUAUGAGCUUGGGCCAAAGAUAUCGCUCAAGCGAACUAUAGGGAAAGACAAGAAAGCAAAGAAGCCAAGCAAGUUCAGCAAACCCGGUGGCGAGAGACAUGUCUUCGUUUCGAAGAAGGAGGCUCCCCGCACAACAACCUCGUUAAGCUUUAGACCACCAAAUGACGGAAAGCCUCCAUUGAGAGGUUUUGUGUUCGCGAUACAAGUUGUCAUACCAAGCAAGCCCCACUACCCACCACCGAAGAUCCCCGCGGACUGGAAAUCAUCGAAGAAGGUUGGCAAUGAAACAGAUGCUACCGCCUUUCAAUCUGUUGCGGAUGCGGCCAAAGCGUCUACUCUCGAUUCGAAAGCUCGAGCGGAUCUGCUAGGAGAAACUCCUUUACCAGGAAAAUCCGUCUUUGAUUUUAUAUCGAAAGAGAAUCGCGAUCGCAUCGCCGCUCUGACCGGCAAAACAAAUCUACCCCAAGGCUUAGGUGAAUCCGCGCCCGCAGGAUCAGAGAACGAAGGUCGAAAAGAUUUAUGGAGUUUUGUUCCCGUCCUCGACAAGUCCACCGCUGCUGGUGCUCUGGCCAAGGGAGCGACAGGAUGGAUGCCAUACGCAGAAGACCCCAGUAAACGGACGCGGUACAUCAACUUCCUCGAGCUCAAAUCCGGCCUAAAACAAGACCUUCCCGAGAAAGCACCUGGAGCGUCGGUAUCAGACUGGGUCAAGGAAAUGCAGGAAUUCGCACACGCAGCCCAAGUCUUCAAACCGACGAGUGGAAUCAUGGCGUCGCGAUUCACUUCUUCAAGCACCUCUACGACAGCAACGGGAGACACCACCGGAACAAACCUCCUGCACAAGCCAACACCAAAGGCCGAAGACCCGGCAGAGAGCGCGGCGAAGCUCGGAAUGUACGGUGCGAUGACCCGGACCGUGAUACCUUUCCUUCCAUCCCGACUGCUAUGCAAACGGUUCAACGUCAAGCCACCGCCAGACGUGCCGUUCAGUGCGGAGUUUACCGCCGAGAACACGUCGAAAACUCAGCAGGCGGUUUCGAAAGCCGCUCUCGACAGCAUGAUGCGAGAGCUAUCGACCCAAGGUUCAGCAUUGCAACGUCCUGACUGGAUGACGCAGCCAAAACCUGAGGCGGCGGCGGCUGUCAAAGAGCAUGCUACGGUGGAUGUCGAGAGCAAUGAGGCGCUCACACAGGAGCGCGCACCAGAAGAUGUCUUCAAGUCUAUAUUCGGCGAUGAUGACGAUGACGACGAGUGA
Molecule: messenger RNA, 2600 nt
Organism: Aaosphaeria arxii CBS 175.79
Lineage: Eukaryota; Fungi; Ascomycota; Dothideomycetes; Pleosporales
Product: DUF1604-domain-containing protein
Exons: 2
Coding region: 501-2600 (699 amino acids)
Biological process (GO): mRNA processing
Cellular component (GO): nucleus
Molecular function (GO): RNA binding
Source: RefSeq, a predicted model, not a curated record